Molecule: messenger RNA, 2712 nt
Organism: Spizellomyces punctatus DAOM BR117
Lineage: Eukaryota; Fungi; Chytridiomycota; Chytridiomycetes; Spizellomycetales; Spizellomycetaceae
Product: autophagy protein ATG9
Exons: 13
Coding region: 86-2623 (845 amino acids)
Biological process (GO): protein localization to phagophore assembly site; autophagy of mitochondrion
Cellular component (GO): autophagosome; phagophore assembly site
Source: RefSeq, a predicted model, not a curated record
AGCAAGUUACUUUUUCUCCCAUUCAAGUUUCUUAAUUACAGCAAUACCAGAGGGCCUGAGAGCUCUACAAGUUGUAGGCCGCCUCAUGGCAUAUCAGGGAGAGACUGCUGACUAUGUAGGUGGUCUGCAGUCCACACCAUUUACGUAUGAACCGCCUUUUCUCCCCGACGACGACGACGAGGAUUCCGACUCGCCGCCCACCUUUUUCGAACAACCUCCAGCUUCCCAGUUCCACGUGGCAGGACUAGAAGAGGUUCAGGUGUCUGAUUACCCUGUAUCUGAUAUUCCGAACGGUGGAUUACCGGAACAAGCACUUUUUGGUGGACAACAGAGAGUCUAUAACGGGUUUGGCGCUUAUGAACCUCCUAAAAUUGACUUUGAGGAUGACGACGAUGAGGAUUCAGACGUGGGGGAGGCGCCGGCCUCAAUUAGAUUUGAAAUGUCACCGCUAAACACUGAUGGCCGAGGAGCGCCUUCAGGGCAUGGCGGAGGAAAUCCUGGCCGCCGCUUUGAAAGAAGACAUAAUCUCGGUAUGAACUAUAAUCGGAGAAGAACUAAGACUGCUCUGUGGGGAGCUAUGGAGGGGUUGUCGGCAAGCAUAGCAGAACUUGGACCGGGCUCGUCCAAAGAAAGGUCGGUCAAGAUGUGGGUUGAAACACAGAAUCUGGAUAAGCUCCUCGAGAAGAUAUAUGCAUUCUAUAUUGGAAAGGGACUGUAUUCCAUUAUCCUGGCGAGAAUCACCAAUCUCUUCAUCCUGGCAUUCAUUGUCGCCUUCUCAACGUUUCUUUUCGGGUGUAUCGACUAUUCACUCAUUCGGAAGAAGCAGCUGUUGAGUGAAGUGAUUCGUCCCCACUGUCUCCGCAGCAUACACGGAGCCCCGGCCUUCAUUCUGAUCAUAUUCAGUAUCUGGUGGACUUGGCAAUUCCUACGGCUAUUAACGGAUAUACCGCAGCUUCUAAGGAUACAUCGCUUCUACUAUCAUGUGCUAGGAAUUACUGAUGCUGAGAUGCAAACGAUUGACUGGCGCGACAUAGUGAAUAAAAUCAUGCACAUUCCCGACAUACCGGGCCCAAUGCAAAACCGUGCCAUGACGAUGAAACUGGACGCGCACAAUAUUGCCAACCGCAUCCUUCGGAAGGACAACUACAUGAUUGCCCUGUUCAAUAAAGAUAUCCUAGACCUGACCGUGCCAUUACUCGGGCGGCGACAAAUGUUAACGAAAAUUAUCGAGUGGAAUCUGUCAUUCUGCAUUUUGUCCUUUGCAUUCAAUGAGGAAGGCAGAAUCAGGAAGAGAUUCAUUAAGGACACUAAUAGAUCCAAGUUGGUUAAUGAGUUGAAACAGCGUUUUGCCAUGAUGGGCCUCGUUAACCUCAUAUGCGCCCCCUUCCUCUUCUUCGUUUUCAUUAUGCAUUUCUUCUUCCGAUACGCACAGGAGUUUCAUAAGAACCCAUCCUCACUUGGAUCUCGUCAAUAUUCUCCUUUUGCAAGAUGGAAAUUCCGCGAAUUCAACGAGCUUCCGCACCUGUUUGAACGCCGGCUAAACCGAAGUUACCGCAUGGCUACGAAAUAUAUGAAUCAGUUCCCAAACCAGAAGAUUACCAUAUUGGCACGAUUCAUUGCGUUCAUUACUGGCGCCUUCUUGGCGGUCCUGAUUAUUAUGACUAUGAUCGAGGAGGAAUUGCUUCAUGGGUUUGAAAUCACACCAAAUCGCUCAGUGUUCUUCUACAUUGGGAUAUUUGGAACUGUCAUGGCCGUCAGCCGAGGCAUGGUUCCCGAUGAAAAUGAGGUUUUUGAACCUGCGAGAAUGCUGCGUCAGGUGGUGGCAGAGACUCAUUAUCUGCCUUCUGAAUGGAGAGGGAAGAUGCAUUUGGAUGAGGUUCGACAGCAGUUUGGCAUCCUCUUCGAGUACAAAAUCGUCCUCUUCCUUCAAGAGAUUAUGAGCGUUCUCUUUGCCCCUGUCAUUUUGUGGUACUCUCUCCCAUCAUGCGCUGAGCAAAUCGUGGAUUUCUUCCGGGAGUUUACUGUCCAUGUUGAUUCCCUUGGAUACGUUUGCUCUUUCGCCGUUUUUGAUUUCCAGAGGCAUGGAAACUUGAAGUACGGGGUCCCUACACAGAACCAGGACGAAUAUUACAUAUCCAAAGAGGGUAAAAUGGAGCAGUCCUUUGUGAACUUUAAGAUCAACAAUCCCGGCUGGGAGCCGAGAGUCGAUGGAUCGCAGUAUUUGAAUACAAUCCUAGCUCGAGGGAACGAGUUGUUACAGUCGCAGUAUAUGCCAGACCCUGGCAAUUCCUCCUCAUUGCUCUUGCAUUCCUUGUUGAGACCGAGGCGUAACGUAAAGUUCAAUGAGAUGAGCGGAGACGAUCGUCACCCUGCUUUGCAAGGCUCUCCGGAACGGACCGUCGGGACGUCGCAACACCUUCACCCUCUUCAUAAUGGUCAACCACAUCCAUUGUUUUAUGGAACCUCGUCCACUUUGGGAAUAGGUCAACGACAGCUGCAGCAACAGCCGCAGCUUGCCGAAUCUAUGCUACAGGGAUCUGAGAUUGGCGAUGGACGAGAUGUGGGCAGGACGCUCUUUGCCCUGCUGGAUGCGAUUUACGAGUCCAAUAAGACUCUAUAUUAGUUUGUAGAUGAUCGAUUACACCAUGUACAGUUAUUUGUAGCAAUAGUUCUUUUUUUCUGGUUAAAUGAAUGUAUAUCCAAAUUCGAACA